Molecule: messenger RNA, 609 nt
Organism: Microdochium trichocladiopsis
Lineage: Eukaryota; Fungi; Ascomycota; Sordariomycetes; Xylariales; Microdochiaceae
Exons: 3
Coding region: 1-609 (202 amino acids)
Source: RefSeq, a predicted model, not a curated record
AUGGUGAAAGCUUGCCUUUCUGAAGUCAACUUUGGUAUAGCACGCCCUCUUGGAUGCCACAAUAUCACACCGAGUCUUCAAUCUCUAAGUCCUCAUGAGCUCCUAGUCUCCACGAUGCGUCCUGAAGCGUGUGGUCUCCAACCCGGCGGUAGUCAAGUUCCUCAGAGGAGUCAAGACGCGCUGCGAGCACUCUAUCAUGAUGUGCAUGCACAUGGACGGACCCUUCGGCUGGGGUUGCAUGCAAAACCCCUGAGCGAACAAGGGCUGCCCCCCAACGCGAAAAGAGAUCAAUCCAGACGUGCCAUCGGUCUCGCUCUCUUGGAGGAGCCCUACAAGGCUAAACUGAUUACCAUCGUGGGCAGGGGAGUAAUUAGCACCCUGCUUCGUCGUGCAGGGGCGCGAUUCAGGGACCUUGCGUGGGGGUUCAACCUGUCACGUCCCUUUUGCAUCGCUUCUUCAUACGGCUCAGGUGCUGCUGCUGUGGCAGUCUGCGCGAGCCACGCGGUCUCCAACUACUGUGAGCUUCGCACUGCUAUCAAGCGAAAGACUGAUCUAGUACAAGUAGAAGCAAGCAUGAGCAUGCCUAUAGUCACAGCAUCGGGCGUAUAG